AUGCCGAGCGCAGAGAUUGACUCAGGGCGUCUUUCGCCCUCCAAGGAGGCGCCAACUAUCGCGAGUGCUAACAUUGACCUCCGGGCAGAGCGUGCGUUGGUCUGGAAAUUCGAUCUUCGCCUACUCCCUGUCCUUGCAAUCAUGUACCUGUUCAACAGUUUGGACAAGUCCAAUCUAGGCAACGCAAAGACCGCUGGACUUGAAGACACACUCUCAUUGAAAGGGAACCAGUACAAUCUGAUUCUGAGCAUAUUCUUCGUACCAUAUGUAUUGACUGCUCCCUUUCUGGGUCUUCUUGGUAAAAAGUAUGGGCCUAACAUCGUGCUACCCUGCAUGAUGCUUGCCUUCGGCACCUUCACCAUUCUGGUAGUCGCGGUUUUCAACUUCAGUGGCCUUUUCGCCAUCCGAUGGUUCCUCGGAAUGGCAGAAAGUGCCUUCUUCCCAUUGGUGAUCUACUACCAAACAACCUUUUACCGCCGAGGCGAGCUAGCCCGCCGACUUGCUAUUUUCUACGCUGCUCAAACGAUUGCCUCGGCAUUCUCUGGCUUGCUAGCUUUCGGGGUGUUCCAAAUUGAAUCUGGUCCCUUGGCCCCUUGGCGAUAUUUGUUCCUGAUUGAAGGUGGAGGAACCAUUAUCUUUGGACUCUUUGCGUUAUGGUAUUUGCCUCGUUCAGCUUCGGAGGCUGCGUUCCUGACCCCAGAAGAGAAAGAACUAGCAUACCUUCGACUGCAGAUUGAUAGUUCUUCAGUGGUGAACGAAAAGCUGGACAUUCGUGACGCGUUCCGCGUCUUCAAACACGGAACUAGCUGGGCAAUCUUAGCCAUUCAAGUUUGCCUGGGUGUUCCACUGCAAUCAGUGCAGCUAUUCCUGCCAGUAAUCAUCAAGCGGCUUGGUUAUAGCACCGUGAAGACCAACUUGUUCACUGUAGCGCCCAACAUUUCCGGCGCUGCAGUAUUGCUUAUCUUGGCUUUUGGCAGUGACUGGACCCGAUGGAGGUUUCCAUUCAUUGCGCUGGGAUUUUUGUUUACGUUUGUUGGAUUCAUGAUCUACGCAACUAUCGACGUCCAGCAUGAUCUGAGCGUUGCAUAUUUCGCCUCCUUCUUGAUGACUUGGUUAGUCCUUAUACGCUUGACCGAGGAAGUCAGCUUACACUUUCCUAGGGGAACAUCUGCGCCUUCUGUGCUUCUUGAUACUUGGUACAAUAACAACAUCGCAAAUGAAGGGCGACGUGUCGUUUUGACAAGCAUCGCUGUUCCUGUGGCCAACUUGAUGGGAGUCGUCAGCUCCAACAUUUUCCGCAACCAAGAUGCACCAAAUUAUCUGCCCGCCUUGAUCACUACAGCAUCUUUUGGUGGUGCUGGCAUUGUUUUAACACUUUGCCUAGGUGGUUGGAUGAUAGCAGAUAACAAAAGGAGAGACCGAGCGCAGGGGGUUCAUCUGAAGGCGAAGAAUAUUCCAACCGAAUACCUUCAAGAUGGCCCAGCCUGUGAAACAUUCCGAUGGUUCUAUUAA
Molecule: messenger RNA, 1512 nt
Organism: Penicillium antarcticum
Lineage: Eukaryota; Fungi; Ascomycota; Eurotiomycetes; Eurotiales; Aspergillaceae
Product: putative MFS transporter
Exons: 3
Coding region: 1-1512 (503 amino acids)
Biological process (GO): transmembrane transport
Cellular component (GO): membrane
Molecular function (GO): transmembrane transporter activity
Source: RefSeq, a predicted model, not a curated record